This is a messenger RNA of Aspergillus pseudonomiae, 1275 nucleotides long. Its product is annotated as regulator of G-protein signaling domain-containing protein. The record is from RefSeq and is a predicted model, not a curated record. The coding region runs from base 359 to 1207 and encodes 282 amino acids. Lineage: Eukaryota; Fungi; Ascomycota; Eurotiomycetes; Eurotiales; Aspergillaceae. The transcript has a single exon.
CAACCUUCGACCCCAGACUCCGUCAUGCGAUCAUUUGUUCUUGGUCCCCUAUUGUUCUGAUUGGGUCUGGUCGGAUAUGUCCAGCCUGUAACAACCCAUUCCAUUUAACUGGCUUAUCUGGCCCAUCGACCCAUGGAACGGUGAUCUGCCUUUCGGUCAUAGGCAUCCCCACAGUCUAUCUCUCGCAAAAGUAUACCACGCACUUCUCCCCCUUCUCAUAACACCAGUAAAGUCUUGAAAUGCGCCUUUGACGAGAUUCACUUUAUAUAAGCCACAUGGUGUCCUCUCACGAAAGAGCCAUGUCGCAGUCAUUGAUUGAAUAGUGAAAACCAACUCUCGUCGGAUUUCACCAGAUGCCAUGAGACCGCAAUCGAAAACCCUGUACCACCUGCGCCCGAAGCUUGACGAGAUCCUGAACGAUACAGCCCCCGUCCCGUAUACACUCGGCACCUUCAUUGCCUUCCUCGCUCAAAACCACUGUCUCGAGGUUCUCGAGUUCAUCCUUGAGGCCAAACGCUACCGGAAGACAUACGACUGGCUUGAACAUCACGGCAAGAAAUGCGGCGAAGAUGAAGUGCACAAGGAGCGCCUCCGACGAGUAUGGGAUCGCAUCAUAGAAACAUACAUCGAAUCCGGUGCACCGCGCGAGAUCAACGUGCCAAAUGAAACCCGAGAGGAGCUGUUGGUGUACACCAAAACCCACGGCUCCACUCCUCCGCCGAGUCUCCUCGAUAGUGCUGUUCAGCACAUGCAUGAAUUACUACGAGACUCGAUCCUGAUCCCCUUUCUCCGGAGCUGCUCGGGCACCUCCCAUGUGCAGCCGCUAUCAGUGCCCUGCCUCAGUGGCACCGAGCGACUGUCCCCGAGUCCCAGGGCCUCGGAUGAUACUGCACGCCGGAGGUCGAAGUUCAAUGUCCUCAUUCCAUCUUCCCCUGCCGAUAUGUGUUCCUCCGAUGGAUCACAACCGCCGACGAGAUGCGUAUCACGAGCCACCAGCUCCCAAGAACCACUUCGCUCGUCAUCUUCUGACAUCGGGCGUGAGAUCACCGGUGGUCAAGAUUGGGACGUUUUGCCAAAUGGUGAAGGCACGGGGAUGUGGCACGCCAAUACCACCCCGGAGAAAAAGGCACGGCUCCCAGAAUCGCCUAAGAAAAGAUGGCGCCGCUUACAGGGAUUUGCAAAGCAUUUUCGGCGUUCUUCUGAUUGAUGUUCACUAUACUAAUCUACCCGCCAUGUAUAUCAGCUGAGCGGAAUUGCAUCGCUGUUUGUGUUGAA